UUGCUGGAUAUGUUUUUCAGUCCCUGAGGCCAUAGUUCUGUGGGAUAUGUUUGGUUGAAUUUUAACUUAGACAGAUUUUAUACUCUUAACUACUUUGGUAACAUGUUGAAAUUAUCAAUUAUUUGCUAAUUUGACUAUAUUAUGACAUUUUAUCCACCUUUUUCAGUCUACAAAUGAAGAAUUAGUUGAACAUAUUGAACUGUUUAGGAGGAUGCAUUCCACAUCGAAAGGAUGGGAUAACCAACUACCCGAGUCUUGAUAUAAAGAAAUGGUGGAGUUACAACAAUCACAAGUAGAGCUUGAAGAUGAAGCAUCUAUAAUGGAUGAAGCAGAAAUAUGGGCUCAAGCUCUUGGUAAGAGUGCUAGGAUUAUUUCUGGGAUUGGACCCGCUCCACGUAAAUCAUACAGCAAUGCAGUAACAGCUCCCCCUAAAUUGAUGCAACAAUUGAAAAUUCUUACAAAACAAGAUAAAGAGAAGGAUAAAGUUAUUAGUGAGUUUACACAAAAUCUCGAACAACAAGCGUUUCUUAUCCAGAGCCUUGUUACACGAAUGGAUAUUAGUCAGCAUCUGCCUACAGAACUAACCAAUGAUCCGUCGCCAUCAGUUAGUGCUGCAGUACUAUGAUUACAUUAUUGAAGUUACAAUUUAUCUUUUUGUGGUUAAAUAUUAGACAUUUAUGAUUAUACAUUGACUAUUAGUAGUUAUCUGCGCAAUACAAUUUUC
Molecule: messenger RNA, 724 nt
Organism: Olea europaea var. sylvestris
Lineage: Eukaryota; Viridiplantae; Streptophyta; Magnoliopsida; Lamiales; Oleaceae
Exons: 2
Coding region: 269-625 (118 amino acids)
Source: RefSeq, a predicted model, not a curated record